UUAGCUUUGGUUGGUUUCAAAUUUCACGUCCAAACUUUGAAUUCCUUCGAUUGAUUCGAUUAUUUCAAACAAAUUGCCGUGCGAUAUAGUGCAAGAUGGCUCGAGCUUCGGCGGCCAGCAGCAAGCACACGAACCCAGCCGAUGAUCUCCUCGACAAAUUCAGCCCCCUGCGGGUUGCUAAGAUCUUCCCCACCAACUUCAAGCGAAAGCCUUUGCUAUUGGAAAGCUUCCGACCGAAGGAAAAUGAGUGUCUCGAUUACCAUCUCUCCGAAACGAACGUCAGGUGGAACGUUGGCGAUACCAAGAUCCGGGCGAAGGAAAUCAUCGGGGACUACGUUCUCGCGCCGCCGGGUUACAUAGCCAAGAAGAAGCCCGUCUACGCCUCGGGAGGCCCGCCCUGCUGGAAAUACGUCGACGAAGUCUGGAGGGAAAGGGUGGAAAAACGACAGGCCAUGUACAAGGAAAUGUUCGCAGAGUAUGUGAAGAACAGACGGCAGAAUGUAGUUAAAGAUAAGAUCAAAAUGUUCACGUACACCUUCAAAGUGGAGUGCUGUCCUCUUUGGUUCCAAGAAUUGUCGUUCAGGCAAAUGGCCGUGGCGGAUAAUCUCCAAUGGUGCAUCGACAGGGACCUCCAAUUCAACACCAUCGAAUACACCAAGGACAAUCUGGCCCAGCUCGGCCUGAUGCUCAGGGCAAACCACAUCGCCAUCAAGAUCGCUUUGCGGUACUGUUGCGGCAACGACGUCGAAUUUCUGCUGGUUUUGUACCAAAUUUCGCACCCUAAGAGGACCGAAUACUCCAUCAACGAUCGGUUGCUGCUUACAGCCGUUUACCAUUUGUGCAUAACGGACACUUUGAGGGAACUGCAUGUAAGAAUACCGUCUCCACCUAGGGAGACUAAAAAGAAAACCGAAACUAAACCUAAAAGGCCCAAAAAGGAAAAAUACGAUUCGCCAUAUUUGGAGCCCUACACGUUCGUACGAGAUCCUCCGAAGCACACUGGUAUUUACAAGAAAAACAUAGUUCAAUGCCCGGAAAAUCCAUAUUUCUCGUAUUUAACUGCUUUGUACAUCGAAAUAGCUAACAGUCAAGACCCUCGCGAAAUUGAUACAACUGGAAUAGAAGAUCCAGUCGUAUUGGAGAUAUUAGAAGACAUGAAGAACGCUCAAAUAAUGUACAGCAGAUUGCCUCAUCCGGAACCGAAGAACGUGGUGGCUUGUAUGGUGAAAGACCGUUGCAAAGACAUCGAAGAAUACCUGAAACGAUCGAAGAAACCGGCGCCGAAGCCGCAACCGGAGCCUACGGAGCCUUGCCUGCCGGCACUACCGGAGCUACCGGACGCCGAGGAGCCUUGCACAUGCGAGGAACCUGGCACGGGCGGCGAUGGGGCUCCCUCUGAAGCCACGGAACCCAGCGAACCAGAGGAAAUAGAACCGAUAUGUCUUCCGCAGAGCAUUCCGUGUGGAGAAUGUCCGGAAGAUGCGUGCGAGUGUAAAGGCCUGGCAUGGACCCACAUGAAAUCGUACUGUAAACGAUGCAUGCUAAAGAAGAGGUUCAAGGAGAGGAUAGUAAAUAAUGGUAACAGAGCGAUGCCUGAUGGUAGCAUUGUUCCGAUUAUCGGAGGUUUCUAUAAGGAAAGGGAAUGCUUGUGCUUGCAAAGAUACCAAUCCAGAUGGGGGCUAUUGGAUAAGGCUGAAAAAAUGGAAGUCGACAAGACUAAAUUCUUCAUUUGUGGUGUAUUUUAUACUCCUCAAGGUGCUCAUUACGUCGUCCAAUCAGUGGUGCCUCCUGAUGGAGGGAAACGAGCGAAGGCGAACGCCGGACCGAAGCCUUGCGGUCGCGCCAUCUGCCUGUGCAUGGAGGAAGAGAAAUCGCGCGAGAAAACCUUGGUAGAAGUACCCAUACCGGAACUCAAACCGUCGCCGAUCAUGCCCUGGGAGAAGGCCCAUUGCACCUGCAAGGAGGAACUGAACAAGUUCCUCGCGUUGCAGUGUCGUUGCGCCGACUGCGAGGAGCAACGCAGGAUCGAAAAUCGCGACCUGGUGCUUGCCGGAACCAAGCAAUUCGUUUGCGAACCUUCGGACGCUGUCGCUGAGGACUAUUCCAUAACAGUACCGAUCGUACAAGCCGUUCAAGACCUCCACUGCGAUUGCCUGGAAAGGUACAAGGAGCACAUCAAGAAACUGGAGGAAUACAAGCAAAGGGUCAAAGCAAGAAUAGUGAUGAGAGCGCGCGAACACAAAUACGCCAUUGGCGGUGUAACUCAAACCAAAGACGGACCAGUGUACCAAAUCCAAGGGUUGCGCACGCCUCUCAAGUGCAUUUGCGCCGAAAUCGACGCCGAAAUGCGCGAGGAAGCGGAACGAUUGCAGCGCAUGCCGAAGAUGCCGCCCACCGGCAGGGCGCGGUACCAAAUCGAGGGCGUCUGGGGCGCCACGUUGGCCGUCGCCCAAAAGGGCGGCGUCAGCGAUUGCGAUCCGAAUUGCCGGGAGAAAAAGGGCAAGGAGGAAAAGGAAGAAAUCAUGGAACAAACGAAGGAGAACUUUUUCGUUCUAUCGACGUUGGGAAACGAGCCAUGCAAAUGCCACAAACUCUACGACCUAUUUGAAGAGGAACACAAAAAUUGCAUGGACUUUUUCGAAGAAUACAUGAAGAAGACCAUGGAAGAUAUCGUAACGACGAAAUUGGAAGAAGCUAAAAGGAGGGAGAAGCAACGCAAAAAAGACGAAAAACUGAAUCCACCACCGCCUCCCGAACCCGAACCGGAGCCGCCAAAAGAACCUUGCGUACCGCCGUGUCCUGCUUGCCAGCCCGUCUGUCCCUGCGGCGACGUAAAAAAACCCGACAAUUUCGACAAUCUCUCCUCGUUUCGAUUGGCCAAAGAUUCGGAUUCCGACGAGGACAAGGCCCCGCUCGGCGACAACGCUUGCACCUGCGUCUUGGAACUUGCCGACGAGGAAAUGGAGAAGAAAAUGGUGCCGUGCGAGCCUUGCAACGAACCAGAAGUCGAGCCGCCUGAGCCAUGUCCUCCUCAGCCGUGCCCCGAGCCACUUGUGGAACCUCCGCCUCCGGAAGAGCCCAAAGAAUUGAAAAGGUACUACGUAUUGGACCACAUACCAUGCGACCUGAAUGAAAUGAUGGAAAUUAUAAUAAAAGCUCUGGGACAAAUGGCGGAGGAUGGAUUUCCGUUGGCGAAGCUGCCGGAGGUGGAGAAGCUGCCCAUUUUCAAAUUGUGGAUAUUUUUGAGGUGUCGUAAAUGUUGGAAAUGGGAAGAGAGACCGCCUUUUAAUAAGAAGCAUCUGCAGCUGCUGAAGAAAUCUGCGAAUCGUUGUCGCCUUCCGUUCCCUGAGAUUCCAAUAAGUAGGAGCAAGGCGGAUAAAUUGACGUGGUUUGACGCCGCGUAUGUGAAGAACAUGGUCGAAACUCUGACGGAGGAUUAUUACCGAACGGUGAGGAAAUCCCGAAUAGAUGCCAUGAGGGCGUAUUUUCCGGCAAUGUUCAAUUACGAAUUUCCGGAAUUGCGGCACACGAUCUUCUGUUACUUACCUUCGAAGGAAGAAGGCAUUUACUUUAAGUCGUUCUUCUAAUGUAUUUUUAGAGAACAAAAGUAAUAAAAUUGUGUGCACGUUG
Messenger RNA from Phyllotreta striolata, 3630 nucleotides. The record is from the annotation of a GenBank genome assembly. NCBI's taxonomy places the organism in Eukaryota, Metazoa, Arthropoda, Insecta, Coleoptera, Chrysomelidae.